CGUUGAUUCGGAAAACGGCGAUGAGUGGGGUUCACGAUUUGCUUCCUCCAUUCGGAAAUGCGACCGUGUCACGUCCUAGUCUGUUGGUGGGAUGAUUGGUUAGGUGGGUGAGAGGGGGGAUUUGCGGGCUUUUAACAUUGCACAUCUACCGUUCUUCUCGUUGUAAAGGUGCCUCUUCCGAUCCUCCUUUUUACGCCGCUUUGCUCUGCGUCCAGAGUGGUGUUAGCGUCGGAGAAGCUGUUUAUGCAGCAUUAAGCGUUACUGGGACAGUUUUCCAUUUUCUGGUUCGUAAAGGUGUCUCCCUUCUUUGAGAGAGAAAAGCAGAGCCUUUUCUACUCACUCAUUAUUCGGCUCAGCGUGAAAUGGUGUCACCAGGUGGUGCUGGUAUUGCCAUUUGCCCCCUCCCCCCCUUUGUGCUUCUAUGGCAUUUGAGGGUCUCUACUAAGGAUUCGCUGUUUGCGGGCUUUUGUUUAUUUUUUCAUGUGAAUAUAUAUUGUUCGAAUUAAGAUUUAUGUGUAAUGUUGUAAUCACAUCGUGGAGAUCCUCAUACGGCGGACAUUACAACCACUGUCUAUUUCCAUGGAUUUAAAAAAGUUGAGCAUUGAAGAAGAGUUGGAUGACUUGAUAACAAGUAUUCAACAUUUGCCGUGGACGAAAUUCAUAGGAUUGAUCAUCGUUUAGAAAAGAAUCCAGCCAGCUGGAGGAUGAGCCUUCUAUACUUCCUCAACACUAUCAAAAUCUGGAUCAUCAUCAGCAUUUUAAAGACCAUAAGUUUUCUCCAAUAUCCUUCUCUACAGACACAGAAAGUCCGCAGUUUGUGAUGUCAUAUAACAAGACUGCUGAGAGGAGACCUGAUGAUCUAAUUGAGAUGAUGACCUGCACAGUUAAACCUUCGGUGGACUUUGUGAUUGAUUCUCGCAAUUCAUUACAUGGUCCAGCAACCAAUCAUGUUUCAAGAAUUGAUUAUGGAACAAUGGCCAAUGAUGAUAGUAAUAAGAAACCAAGCCCUGCUAACACGAGUGUGCAGAGUGCUGAGAGUGAUUUUGCAGUUGAUCAGAAGCAGCAAAGUCAAUCAUGGACACCUAUUUCUGGAAGUAUAUCUGCAAACGAAAAUCACAAGAACUCUGAUAGUCAUUCAACACGUAGUACUGUAACGCCUCCUGAUUAUGCAUUUCUUCAGGUAUCUGACAGUGAUACACAGACACAAUCAAUCAAAGUACAACAACCAUUGAAGCAACAACCUAAACUGCUCAACAAGAAAGAGAGUGCAGCUAAAGAAGACGUCAGGAUUGUAGACGACAAUUGCUCUCCAACUUCUGCACAUAUCACUUCAAGUAGCAACAUGUCUCACACUGACAAGAAAGUUGAUGCCAAUCCAACUUCUGCAUCAGCAGCUAUGAAGGAGGCAAUGAAUUUUGCUGAAGCUAGGUUAAAGGCUGCAAAAGCAUUGUUAGAGGGAAAAGGUGACAGUUUUAAAUUGCGGAAGAAGCCAAGUCAUCUUAAAAGCACAAGGUCUACAGAAAUCAAGUCUCCUAUUUCUGUAGAGGCCGAUACUUCUGAACAAAAACUAUGGGUGAAAAAGUCAUCGGAAGAAGAAAAGAACCCUGACGAUUCUUUGUCUGACAAGCACAAAAAGCUGACUGCAGUCAGAUUAGAUCAUUUUGAUGACAAUGGAAAAAAGGUACUUCCAUUGGAGAAGCCUGAGCAUAUGGUGCAACACUGCACUGAAUCCUGUCAAACUUCCAGUAAACUACAAAAACUAGGCAACUGGAAGUCAGGUAAUGACUUUUUUGAGCUAACCCGAGAUGAUCAGAAAUGCAAAAAUGAUGAAGCCACAGAGGGAGGUGAUAAAUGUGAGCAAAUGAAUCCUAUUACUAGUGUCAUCAAUGAUCACAAUGAAAUUGAAUUCAAUGCAGCAGGCUCUGACUUGGACAGGUAUGAAAAACUAUGGGAGGUUAAUGAUGGCAGGAGUGUGGGGGUGAAACCUGUAAAUCUGAGAGAGAACAAGACAGCUCCCGUGGACAAAGAUAGUGUGUCUGUGAUUUUAGAAUCUUCUACAGAAAAUAAGGCACACCAAAAGACUCACAACUCAAUUGGUGAGGGACUUGUAACACUGAAAAAUGCUAAGGAAAGCCAUGGUACUGAUAAGUGCUUUGAGCUUCCUUCUAUGAGUGGAGCCUCCACAAAGCUGGAUGUCUUCAAGGAUGUGUCAGGUUCAUUUCCGGAGGCUCGCUCAUCAGUAAAUGCCAGCGAUCUUGGAGACCAUGGUAAUAUUAGUCCAAACUUAAGUCCAUUAGCAGGAACAUCACAAGAGGACACAACCAGUAAACUGGUAUCAGAAGUAUCUUGCGAUGGUGGGAUGCAACACACUUCUCGUAGUAAUGAAAAGCUACAGGAAUCCUCAGAUGUAUCUGAUGUUGCUAUUUCCCAGGGAAGUAACAUUAAAUCAUUCAUUUUAGAAGAACUUAAAGAAUCUGAUGUAUGUGAUGCUUUCAUGAGGGGACCUAAUGGAAAAGGGCAGGAAGCUGAAAAUUAUGGAAGAGAAAAAUUCAGCUUUAUUGAUGGAUCACUCUUGCUGCGACCACACUUCCAUAACAAAGGUGCUAAGAUGAAUGUAAUCUCUGAGGAAGUACAGAAAGUCAAAAAUGAGGAGAAACUUGGUCCGUGUACACACCCCGAAGUAACAAUUGUGGAUCUGGAUGGUGAUUGUCCUAAAGAUUUGAAUGAUGUUAUUCUACAAAAUGAUGACUUUGCAGACCCAGAAGAAUCAAACAUGCCUAAUGUAUUUGAGGUAGCUAGCAAGUUGAUUAAAAGAGAUCUGGAUCAAGAAAUGCAUGGGUCAUUAGGACAUGGUGAAGAGGAGAAUAUGGAAGAAGGAACAGAUGUACAUCUUUGUGAUAUUAAUGGCAAAGAAGUAGAUGAAACCUUGUUAGAAAAUAGUGUGUGUACAGAUACUGAAGAAGGAUGUGCUCAUUGUAACCAGGAAGACCAGAAUUCAUCUGACAGCACCAACAGAGGAAAAAGUGAUGUAGAUAACAUGUGUUAUACAUCUUGUGACGAGGUUAGGUCUGAAUCAUUUUCAGGCGAUGAAGUUGUUAUCAAAACUACAAUUGAUAGCACUGCCAGAACAUUUGUUAAUUUGAAAGAUGAGCAGGUUUUGUCUUCAGAAAUGUAUACCCGCAUGCAGCACUCAAUGCAAAAAGAUGGUACUGCUGCUUUUCAGACAUCUGGGGGUGUUCCUGGUCUUGAAGAAAUCGGGGAUGUUUCCAACAGAGGAGGAAGAGAAUUAUCAACAGAAAGGUCUACAUGUGAAGAUCAUGGCAACGCAAUCAUAAUGGAAGAAAAAGACACUACAACAAGGAUAUCAAAGGCAGAGCAUGCAUCAUCUCCCUUGGAGACGAUGUGUGGUGUAACUAAAUCUGCUGAAGCUCCCACAACAGUUCCUACUGUGACACGGAAAAAAGAGGUACAUGGAGUUCAGAGGACCAAAGAGAGGGAGAACAUGACAACAGCAGAUAGUGCAUGUGAAAAGGACAAAGGGUCUUCUCAAAGAGUACAGGAGGAAAACGAAAGUGAAAGGAGAUUGGAGAAAGAAAGAGAAGUUGAAGAGAAGGAAAGAAGGAAAUUGGAGAAAGAAAGAGAACUUGCCGAAGAGAAGGAAAGAAGGAAAUUUGAGAAAGAAAGAGAACUUGCCGAAGAGAAGGAAAGAAGAAAAAUGGAGAAAGAAAAAGAACAUGCCGAAGAGAAGGAAAGAAGUAAAUUGGAGAAAGAAAAAGAACUUGCUGAAGAGAAGGAAAGACAUAAAUUGAAGAAAGAGAGAGAACUUGCUGAAGAGAAGGAAAGAAGAAGAUUAGAAGAGGCGGAAAGGGAGAGGGAGCGUAAAAAGGAUAGACUUGCUGUUGAAAGAGCGACAAGAGAAGCACAUGAGAGAGCAUUUGCCGAAGCUCGUGAAAAGGCAGAAAAAAUGGCUUUGGAAAGAAUUAAUGCUGCACGGCAGCGGGCAUCUGCAGAGGCCCGAGAGAAAGAAGAUAGAGCAAGUGUCGAACCAGCUGCUGAAAGGGCUACUAGAGAAGCUAGGAUAAAAGCAGAACGUGCGGCAGUCGAGCGAGCAACUGCUGAAGCUCGGGAGCGGGCAAUAGAAAAGGCAAAGGCUGAGAAGGCUCUUGCAGAGGCAAGAGAGCGGAGGGAACGAUACAAAUCCUCUUUCAAGGAGAGUUUUAAGUCCACCAAUCAGGAUAUUCGACAGGAGUCACAGUUUCAUAGGGCAACUUCUAGUAAUUUCAUCCGAAACCCAGAUUCCAGCAACAGAGCAAUGGUUGAGGUUGAGUCCGCUUUAAGACAUAAAGCAAGAUUAGAGAGGCAUCAACGCACAGCUGAGCGUGUGACAAAAGCUCUUGCCGAGAAGAACACGCGGGACCUGCUGGCUCAAAGAGAGCAAGCAGAGAAACAUAGGCUGUCUGAAUUCCUGGAUCCUGAGAUCAAGAGAUGGUCAAAUGGAAAGGAAGGAAAUCUGAGGGCCCUGCUAUCCACAUUGCAAUAUAUUCUUGGUGCCGAUAGUGGCUGGCAACCGGUGCCACUAACAGAUCUCAUUACAGCGGUUGCUGUGAAGAAAGCUUACAGGAAGGCAACCCUAUGUGUCCAUCCAGAUAAACUACAGCAGAGGGGCGCUACGAUCAGACAGAAAUACAUAUGUGAGAAGGUUUUUGAUCUUCUUAAGGAUGCUUGGAACAAAUUCACUUCGGAGGAGCGCUAGGGUGGCGGGGGUGCUAGAGCGGCCGUUUAUUUUGAGGCAGGCGAUUCGUAUAUUUUCUAUAGCGACGUCGUCAGUUUCUUGAUUCAAAACUGAUUGUAAAUAUGCAGUUGUAGCCCUAGAUAUCCGUGUCAGAAACACAGCGCAGAUGAUGCUGGUUAGUACCUUAUCUCAGAAUCAGUUCAGCAAAAAGA
Messenger RNA from Zea mays, 4944 nucleotides. Its product is annotated as auxin-like 1 protein. Gene Ontology annotation, molecular function: clathrin binding. NCBI's taxonomy places the organism in Eukaryota, Viridiplantae, Streptophyta, Magnoliopsida, Poales, Poaceae. The record is from RefSeq and is a predicted model, not a curated record. Gene Ontology annotation, cellular component: intracellular membrane-bounded organelle; vesicle; cytoplasm. The transcript is spliced from 8 exons. Bases 821 to 4753 code for a protein of 1310 amino acids. Gene Ontology annotation, biological process: clathrin-dependent endocytosis; clathrin coat disassembly.